Messenger RNA from Anopheles funestus (African malaria mosquito), 944 nucleotides. RefSeq names its product 6-pyruvoyl tetrahydrobiopterin synthase (gene purple). The transcript has 3 exons. The coding region runs from base 211 to 738 and encodes 175 amino acids. Gene Ontology annotation, cellular component: mitochondrion. The record is from RefSeq and is a predicted model, not a curated record. Lineage: Eukaryota; Metazoa; Arthropoda; Insecta; Diptera; Culicidae. Gene Ontology annotation, molecular function: 6-pyruvoyltetrahydropterin synthase activity. Gene Ontology annotation, biological process: tetrahydrobiopterin biosynthetic process.
UAAGCGCAUUUGAUUGUUUUGUUUUGGCUAUCCAAAGCUAGGCAAGCAAUAAAAACGUGACAAAAGUGCUGUUUUCGCAAGUUUUUUAUUGCUUUAUUUGCUAGAACACAGUGCCCAUUCAACAGGUUGAAUGUUAUUUGUUUUGUAGUACUAAAGCACUACGCAUAUUCAUGGUUCACAAUUUUCUUCACAGCCAGUUUGCAGCUGAUCAUGUCAUCUCGGCCACAAGUUUAUUUAACUCGGAAGGAAUGUUUCAGUGCAUGCCACCGGUUACAUAGUCCCUUCCUGAGUGAGGAAGUGAACCGACAGGUGUACGGCAAGUGUAACAAUCCUAACGGGCAUGGACACAACUAUACCGUGGAGGUCACGGUACGUGGCCCAGUCGAUAGCAAGACGGGCAUGGUCAUGAACAUAACCGAUCUUAAGGAGUACAUGGAUCAAGCAAUCAUGAAAAAGUUGGACCAUCUAAACCUCGAUAAAGACGUGCCAUACUUUAAGAAUCUGGCCAGCACCACGGAGAAUGUGGCCAUCUUCAUUUGGGAUAGCUUGAAGCUAAUCAUGAGCAAACCAGAGCUCUUGUACGAGAUAAAGAUAUACGAAACGGACAAAAACUCGGUCAUUUAUCGGGGUGAAAAGCAUUCGGUUGGGCAUCAUCAUCACCAUGACACGGUAAAACAUUCCCGCGUUACAAACUCAUCGGAAAACUCGUCGAAUCUUUCGUCCGAUUCGGACGGUUAGAGACGUUUUUGAAGCUGUGACCAGUAUUGCAUACAAUCAAUGCCUAGAUCUGAAACGCCUACAUCCCAUGACCAGACGAUUCCUGUGCAAGUAUAUUUUUUUCGGGCCUUGACAAAAGAAUGAACUCGCCACCAGUACUUUUAGGAGCUAAUAAAAAUGUUUCCAUUUAGCACUGCUUUAUUAAAACUGUUGCAUGUACCAAUCGA